AUAUUAUUAUUUAUUCCAAAUCUUUUGGGCAUGUCAAGUGGGACCUGUCACCCUUUCCUCAUCACUCCAGCUCAAUCCUCUUCACCAUAGCCCAUAACUUCUACUACAAUUUAUUUUCUCAUAUAAAAUAUUUUAUUUGCCAUGAGCCAAAUUUUAAUUGGAGAAUUUUGAUAUCACCUUAGUUUUUCUUUUUUUCUAGAUAUAUAUAUAUAUAUAGCCAACUUCUUCUCAGAUUUAUUCAUUUCUUUCUUUUCAAAUUACAAGGAAUGACGACGAUGAUGAGUUUUUACAAAAAGAGUCUCCACUCAUUCUUAUCCUUCACCGACAACCUUUCUUCCAAAACUUCACCACCUUUCAAUAACUCUAAUCCCCACCUUGAAUUACACCAUGCCUUAGGCUUAGGAUUGAUUAACUCCGAUCAUACCAAUGCCACGCAAUUCAAUAAAUCUCCAAAUAUUCUUGAAUCUUCCUCCCUCAUUAAACCUUCUCUUUCCUCGUCCAGAAAAGACCCCGGUGGGGUCGGUUUCAUCGACGAUGUUGGCGGCGGCGUCGACGGGUUGAUGUCGUGCACUGAGAGCCUUGGAUUUGAGAGCUCCGAUGAGAGAUUGGUGAAUGAUGAAUUGACGACGAUGGAGGAUAAUUGCGGCGGGUGGUGUAUGUCGAGGGUGCGGCGGAGGAAGGUGGUGGCGGAAGAGAGGAAGUUUCCACCACCGUUGACGUCGCUGAAUCAACAUGGACAUCCGAAUUUUUAUCUCCGGUCAGUGAGGAAAGAUGGGAGAUUGGAGCUGACGGAGGUUAGGAUCGAACGGACCGAGAUUCUUCGAGCGUGUCGUGGAGAUGGACGGUUGAGAUUGCAUCUUAUCAAAGAUGAAGAACAAGGAGAAAAAGAUGGCGGCGACAGGGAGAAGGAAGGUGGGAUUGAAGAGGAGGAGGAGAAAGACGAAAAGGAAGAGGAAGAAGAAGAAGUGGAGGGGUUAGUGAAGGAAGGAAAAAUGGAAUUUAGGCGAUGUGUGGAGAUGAUAAAGCACCAGCGUCGCCAUGAGCACCACCGUAGCCACCACCAGCAUUUGGAUGUGUGGAGACAGCACUGCGUUACAACAAGUUAAGAAUUAUUUUUUAUAAGUUAAGUCGGUAGAAUUAAGUAAUUAAUGAAAGCGGUGGGUGUGCAUAAACAAUGAGAAAUUAUUAUUAUUAUUAUUAUCAUCAUCAUCAUUAUUAUUAUUAAUUUGUGUGGAAUGUCAAUUUACCAAUAUCUUUACAUUCCUUUUCUUCUUUUAAAAAAUGUCAUUUUUUUUCCUUCUUCUUGGCUCUAGAUAAUUGGAAUAUCAUGUAAUGCAAACUCCAAGAUGAAAUUCCCCCA
Molecule: messenger RNA, 1360 nt
Organism: Cucumis sativus (cucumber)
Lineage: Eukaryota; Viridiplantae; Streptophyta; Magnoliopsida; Cucurbitales; Cucurbitaceae
Product: protein FANTASTIC FOUR 4
Exons: 1
Coding region: 267-1106 (279 amino acids)
Source: RefSeq, a predicted model, not a curated record